This is a messenger RNA of Monopterus albus (swamp eel), 3774 nucleotides long. Its product is annotated as switch-associated protein 70-like. Lineage: Eukaryota; Metazoa; Chordata; Actinopteri; Synbranchiformes; Synbranchidae. Gene Ontology annotation, cellular component: cytoplasm; nucleus. The record is from RefSeq and is a predicted model, not a curated record.
GGAGCCGGGCAGUUCGCUACACUACUGACACGCAAACACACAGUCAGUAGUAGACAGACCUGCUCUGGUGGUGCUCGGGGGGACACAAUGUGGCUUCGAGAGGAGCUUUUAAAAUCUAUAUGGCACGCAUUCACAGCCCUGGACGUAGACCAGCGUGGAAAAGUUUCCAAAUCUCAGUUAAAGGUGCUGUCUCACAACCUGUGCACACUGAUGAAGAUCCCUCAUGACCCUGUUGCCCUUGAAGAGCAUUUUAAAAAUGAUGAUCAAGGGCUUCUCUCCAACCAAGGCUACAUGCCUUACCUCAACAGGUUUAUUCUUGACAAGGUACGGGAGGAUUUUGAUGUAGUGGAGUUCAACAAGAUGUGUUGGACACUAUGUUACAAGAAAAAUAUCUGCAUUAAAAAUCUUCUCAUCUCCGAAGACAAUGCAUUUAAAAUCUGGUGCAUUUUCAACUUUCUGUCAGAAGACAAAUACCCACUAGUCAUCGUGACUGAAGAGAUUGAGUACUUUCUGCGAAAGCUGAUUGAGGCCGUGGGCAGUGGAUGGAGUGAAGAGAUGUUUACAGAUUACAAGCUGCAGCUGAAUACAAAAAGGAACUGCCUGACUGCCUGGGAGCUGAUUGAACUAGUGGGGAUGGGCUACUUCAGCAAGGGCAUCAAUCGCCAGACCCUCUCCUUGGGCAUCAGCGAGGUCUUCCAGGAGCUCAUUCUGGACGUGCUCAAGCAGGGAUACAUGAUGAAAAAGGGCCAUAAAAGGAAGAACUGGACUGAGCGCUGGUUUGUCCUUCAGCCUAACUCACUGUCAUACUAUGUUUGUGAGGAUCUUGUGGAGAAGAGAGGAGACAUCAUUCUGGACCCAAACUGCUGUGUGGAGUCUCUGCCAGACAGAGAUGGGAAGAAAUGCCUGUUUAUUAUCAAGUGCACUGAUAAAAAAAAAUGGAUUCAAGCAAUUCAAACAAGUAUCCAGCUGCUCAGGUUGGGGCUGCUGCCUCCCCACCGUGAGGCCCGGCUGAGGCGCAGGGAGCUCCGGCAGCGGCAGGAUGAGCAGAUGGAGGAGGUGGACCUGAUGGAGAAGAUGAAGCAGCUCCAGGUGGCCAAUGACAACAAACAGAGACAACUGGAAGCCAUGAGGGAGAAAAUGGAAGAGGUUGCAGCUAAAGCAGCAGUAGAGGAGCACAGGAGGAGGAAGACCCAGUUGGACCUACAGGAUCGCUACAGACUGGACCUGGAGAGGGAGAAAAUGGUGCGUCAGCAGAUGGAGGAGCAGGUGGCUCAGAAGUCCAGUGAACUGGAGCAGUACCUGCAGCGUAUGCGGGAGCUGGAGGACAUGUACCACCGACUGGAGGAGGCCUUAGAGGAUGAGAGGCAGGCCAAGCAGGAUGAGGAGGCAAUGCGAAAACUGCAGGCCAGGCUGCUGGAGGAAGAGUCAGCAAAGAGGGCAGAGUUAGAGCUGAUCCACCUGCAGCAGCAGAGGGCGCUCUCUCAGACUGAGACAGAGAAACAGGAGCUAGUGGCUGAACAGCUGGCCAAGGAGAGAGACCUACAGGCAGCCAUGCUGCAGCUGGAGAGGCUGGAGAGGGAGCGGCAGGGAGCGCUGGAGCAUUAUGAGGAGGUGUCGAGGAAGCUUGAACGAGCAGCAAAUAAGACAAAGACCUGGAAAGACAAGGUGGCCAAACAUGAGGGACUGGUGCGUUUAAUCCAGCCAGGUCAUAAAGGACCACAGAGGAUCACUAACUGGGGUCCUGCAUCGUUCACUGACGCUGAGCUGGAGAUAAGGAAGAAGUCAUGGCAGGAGAGUAGGAACCAGGGGGCUCAGGCCCAGUGAACACGCACCACGACAGAUGAUCACAUGCUGACUGUAGUAAACUGUGUAAACUGUCACUGUCCAGGUCUGAAGAAGUUUCAUAACGUGAAUGUACUGAGCCACAUGGUAGCUGCAAAAACAAAACAAAGAACAGUUUUACUCAUUGAUUGGGCUGCUUUUAUAUGUUUAGCUUGGAUAAACUGCUUUUCUUCACAUUCUCCUAUAACAAAAAACACACCUUGUUCGCUCAGCUGAAUUUUUUUCUUAAUAGUUUUAGUCUAUCCUUUCUAAUUUUAUGCGCUUUAAUUAGACUUUUUUGAUGUUUAGGUGAGGGGUAGACCAGUGUGUGUCACUAUAUCAUGGCACUUCUCCAGUACACCAUGAUUGAUUCACCAAACGUUUCCGGCUAUCUUCAUCAGGAUGUAUCUGAGGCCUUUUAUGGUUUCCUUGUAUACAAUACACUGAUCAACCAUUUGACUCCUCAUGCUUUUCUUUUGAUAUAAUAUCACUGCCGUUAGUUGACACAAGUUACAAUAAAAACAUUCUACGAGUAAGACGGCUGAAAACGUUAAGCUAACCUUGGUGUGUUUGUGUUUUGAGGUUAACUUGUUGUAAUGCCUUUUAGUGACAUCCAGCAAAGUAAACAAACAGUAGAUACAUUUUCCACUCUAGCUCAUUUUAUUAGCUAAAGAGGAGUGAAUUUCAUCUGUUCAACUAAGAAGAUUAAAAAAAAAAUUUUUUUAUGCAAGUCUGGCUAUUUUCAUUUAAGAUGUCUUUACAAUGCACAGACAGCUAAAUGUGUCUCUGGAGGAUGCAACAAGCUUCAAUUUUUUUAAUUUUUAGUUUGCUAGGGAUUUAACCUUGGUGUUGUAGUUCCUUUGCCUCCCGUUAUGUUGAACCAUGUCCACCAGGUGUCCCUGUAUGAGCAGGAGUCUCACUUUGUUAUAAGCCGAGCAGGAGUGGGAGCCUCGGUGCUGGAGCUACAGGCUCAUGUGGCAGCCUGUCUUCGUUUGUCUAACUGUGAGGAAACACUACAUGGACAACAUUACUUGGAUGUUUUAGGGGCCUCAGUGUGUCUCCACCACUGGGUCCCGAUGGUGGCUUCAGCUUGUGACCUGAGCACCAGAUGUCUUGAUAGGAGCUGUGGUGUCCAGAUGUUGCCUGGUCCUUGUAGUUUGCACUCUUAAAGGUUAAGCCUGGUGUUAUUCUAGCAUUUUGUUAUUGUCAACACAUUCCAUGAAAAGACCAAAACCAACAACGUGUCAGUCUAUCUCUAAACACAUCUGAACUCCCUGCCCUGUCGGCGGCACUCAACCCCAAACCUGCCUGUUCCUACUGAGGAUGUAAACCUACACUGUAAAACAUGAUACAGGAAUUUAGUGGAAUUAAAUUAGCUUUUUUGUUAACGCAAUGUAGACAUGCAAGUUUAGUUCAUUGAAAGGUAAUUCAUCUUAGAAUACCAGUUUCAUUUUAGAACUUAUGAACAUGACUUGUUCUGGCGAGAAGUUGACUUGAAGUGAUGAAUUCAAUGAAUAAACUGCUGAGACUUAACUCACUACAUGAACUUUCAAAGAGACAAAACUAGCGGAUUUCCCAGCAUGCAUUGUUUGAGAGUUAAAAAAAUCUCCAGAGACUCUGGAGACUGGAAACUGUUUGUAAUGCAUAUUAAAUGAAUUCAUGCUUGUUUCUUAUCAUAAUAAUGAAAACAAUGUGAGCUGUGAUGGUUAGUAUUAUUACUCUCGUACACUUUGAAUUUACCAAAGCAGCCUCAGGUGUUUGUACUGACUCAGAUACAAAAUAUUUCAGCAACUGUAAAUUCUUCCUAUCAAUCGAUGAACUGACUCUUUACACUGAGAAAUCUGAAAGGAAAACAAAUCUGUGUGAAAUGACUCCAUGUGACUAAACAUCUGAAUCAACUUAAUAUCUACUGUUUAAACAUGAUUUACAGUCUUAAAAUAGGUCACUUGUGUA